AUGCAACUUAAGCAAAAUGAUAUCAACAGAAUGGAAAUUAAACGAUCUCGAAUCUUAUGUUGGAUACCAACCUCUCCAACCAGCCUCGCAGGAAGAGCAAAAUCAGUGAAGGAUACAUGGGGAAAACGCUGUGAUAUGCUUUUGUUCUUCAGUUCGAAAGCGGAUUCCAGCUUUCCUGCAAUCGGGUUAAAUGUUGGGGAAGGAAAAAGCAGGCUAGUUAACAAAACCCGCGCAUCACUAAGAUAUAUUUAUCAACACCAUAUGCACGACGCUGAUUGGUUUUUGAAAGCAGAUGACGACACUUACGUGAUCAUGGAAAAUCUCCGCUAUUUUCUGUCCAAGUUGAACCCUUCGGAUCCUCAUUAUAUCGGAAGGAUGUUUACUUCGUAUGGCGGAUACAACAGUGGAGGGGCCGGCUACGUUUUCAGUCGCGAAACGUUAAGAAUAUUCAAGAAAGCGCUGGACGAGGGUGGCUGCCCACGAGGAGGUGGUGAAGACAUAUUUGUGGGAAAAUGUCUUAGAUCUCAAGGUGUAAAGCCAGUGAGUACGAGGGAUUCAAGCGGAAGAGAAACCUUUUUUCAAUUUAGAACUGCACCACAACUGAUACCCGGCCGACCGCCAUAUGAGUUCCUCUUGAACUACAGCUUUCCUCUUCCUUAUAAAAACGGACCUGAUUGCUGCUCAGAUUAUCCAAAUACUUUCCAUAAAGUCAAUCCAGAAACAAUGUAUCUACUUGAAUACUUAAUCUAUCGUGUCAAAGUUAAAACUUAA
Molecule: messenger RNA, 771 nt
Organism: Porites evermanni
Lineage: Eukaryota; Metazoa; Cnidaria; Anthozoa; Scleractinia; Poritidae
Source: the annotation of a GenBank genome assembly